This is a messenger RNA of Thamnophis sirtalis, 2996 nucleotides long. The record is from RefSeq and is a predicted model, not a curated record. Lineage: Eukaryota; Metazoa; Chordata; Lepidosauria; Squamata; Natricidae.
UCAUGGACAACCGAGAAUAGUGUUAAUGCCAGUCCAAGCAUUUGUCAGAGAGAGACUGGUUUGCAUCAUGUCCUGCAGUCUUAGGAUAUCACCUGGAAAUUUGAAAAGUCUUUUAAUGGCUACCUGGAUUGAAGCAUCAGCUAGGCUGGCAUUGGUACUUCUAAUGAAAGCUGGCAGAAGAUGACUUCAUCUUGGCUUAUUCCCAAUAUGAAAGAGCUCUUCAAUCACACUACCUGAUUCAUCAGCAAUAUUGUGGCUCAUCCAUGACCAAGUGCAUAUCACGUCUGCCAGUUUCAAGAGCCUCUUAAGAAAAUGGGCACAUUAAUAUAGGAAAUGCGGCCAAACUGUAUCAGAGGACAGAGCGCAGCACCUAAGCUCUAUUUGUUAGAGCAGAUAAGCCUUUCAUACUCAGGGACUGAUGCAUGGCAUUUUCAGAUGUCACCGAGAAGAAGCCGUGAACAGUAAAAUGCAUAGCCAAAACGUUUGUGACCUUAGUACUUGGAAUAUUCAUCAUCCUGGAUAAUUACUCUGAAAUUCUGCUAUAGGAUAAAUGCCUUGAGAAGCACAAGAUGAUGAUGAAUAGCACUGAAGCCUUGGAAUCUUUGUAUUGACUGAAGAAUUACAAUGUUUAGUUUGUGAACAAAAACUAUUUUGUAGUGGACAAAACAUUUGAAAAUGCGGCCAUGGACUGGCUCCUGGCGAUGGAUUAUGCUCAUCCUUUUUGCUUGGGGAACAUUGCUCUUUUACAUAGGUGGACACUUAGUAAGAGACAGUGAGCAUCCGGAUCACUCUAGCCGUGAACUGUCAAAAAUACUAGCAAAACUUGAACGAUUGAAACAGCAAAAUGAAGAUUUAAGACGAAUGGCAGAGUCUCUCAGGAUACCAGAUGGUUCUAUUGAUCAGGGUCCUGCUGCAGGAAGAGUACAUGCUUUAGAAGAACAGCUAAUAAAAGCCAAAGAACAGAUGGAAAAUUACAAACAACAAACAGGAGAUGUGGGCUUUGGAAAAGACCAUGAAAUACUAAGAAGAAGGAUUGAAAAUGGAGUCAAAGAGUUUUGGUUUUUUCUCCAGAGUGAACUGAAGAAAUUAAAAAACCUGGAAGGAAAUGAAUUGCAUAAACAUAUUGAUGAACUUCUAUCUGACUUGGGUGAACAUGAAAGGUCAAUAAUGACAGAUCUGUUUUACCUCAGUCAAACUGAUGGAGCAGGUGCUUGGCGAGAAAAAGAAGCCAAAGAUUUGACAGAGCUAGUGCAGAGGAGAAUAACUUAUCUGCAGAAUCCCAAGGAUUGUAGCAAAGCCAAGAAACUAAUAUGCAAUAUCAACAAAGGAUGUGGUUAUGGUUGUCAACUUCAUCAUGUGGUCUAUUGCUUCAUGAUAGCAUAUGGCACUGAAAGGACACUGAUUUUGGAAUCCCAAAAUUGGCGCUAUGCAACUGGAGGCUGGGAGACUGUUUUUCGGCCAGUGAGUGAAACAUGUACUGAUAGAUCAGGAAGUACUACAGGGCAUUGGUCAGGUGAAAUGAAUGACAAAAAUGUUCAAGUUAUAGAAUUGCCCAUAGUUGACAGUCUACAUCCACGACCUCCAUAUUUGCCACUGGCGAUUCCAGAAGAUCUGGCUGAUAGACUAAUUCGCGUCCAUGGGGACCCUCCAGUAUGGUGGGUCUCACAGUUUGUCAAAUACUUAAUUCGUCCACAGCCUUUGUUAGAAAAAGAGAUAGAAGAAGCUACAAGAAAACUUGGUUUUAAACAUCCAAUUGUUGGUAUUCACGUCCGUAGAACAGACAAAGUGGGAACAGAAGCAGCAUUUCAUCCAAUUGAAGAAUACAUGGCACAUGUUGAAGAACGUUUCCAGCUUCUUUCCCGGAGAAAACAUAUUGACAAAAAGCGAGUCUAUUUGGCUACAGAUGAUCCUUCGCUAUUGCAAGAGGCAAAAUCCAAAUAUCCAAACUAUGAAUUCAUAAGUGACAAUUCCAUAUCAUGGUCAGCAGGUCUUCAUAAUCGAUAUACUGAAAACUCUCUGCGGGGUGUUAUUUUGGAUAUACACUUCUUGUCUCAGGCAGACUUCCUUGUGUGCACUUUUUCUUCACAGGUUUGUCGAGUUGCUUAUGAAAUCAUGCAGACAUUACAUCCUGAUGCAUCUGCCUAUUUUCAUUCUUUGGAUGAUAUUUAUUACUUUGGGGGACAGAAUGCCCACAACCAGAUUGCAAUUUAUGCUCAUCAUCCUCGAACUGCUGAUGAAAUUCCUAUGGAAGCUGGAGAUAUAAUUGGUGUUGCUGGAAACCACUGGGAUGGCUAUUCCAAAGGCAUAAAUAGAAAAUUAGGGAGAACAGGUUUAUACCCUUCCUAUAAAGUGAAAGAGAAAAUUGAGACAGUCAAGUAUCCCAUAUAUGAAGAGGCUGACAAAUAAAGGCAAGCAAAAUAAUUCAUAGCAACUUUUACUUUGAACUAUUACAACCAACCAUAUUGUUGACUUUUGUAGGAUGUGAAUUUGCAAUUUAACAUAUGGUUAAAAUGAAAGCCUUUUACUGUUCAGACUGGAUGCACAGCUUGGAACAAUUUGAUAGGGCACUGUUUGAACUUUGUUAUAUGCACACUGCACACAUGCACACUGAUACACAUUCAACAGGAACUAUUGUUUUAUACUCUUUGUCUUUCUGAGAAUAUGUUCCUCCCAUGAAUCACAUAUGGAUUUUGGGCUCAUUUCUUUGCCAUUAAUAAACUAUAAGACUUUUAACACUGCUGCAUUAUGUAAUUUAAGUGACAUGAGCAUAUUUUGUAUGUGGAGAAUAUGAAAUAUGGUGCCUCUUUCUGAAAGAUCAGUGACAUUUUAGAAGAGCCAUGUCUCGUUCUCCUGAUGGGCAAGAAUUAUGUUGCACUCAACAUGCUCCAACCAACAGAUUUAAACAAUCAGAAUACAUAUUUCUUUGCAGGAUUUUUUGCUAGCAAUUUCAUUGAUUAAUUCACAUCAUCAUUAAUUAAAAAAUACAUCCAACUAUA